Ilex paraguariensis (yerba mate) is the source of this 1025-nucleotide messenger RNA. The record is from the annotation of a GenBank genome assembly. NCBI's taxonomy places the organism in Eukaryota, Viridiplantae, Streptophyta, Magnoliopsida, Aquifoliales, Aquifoliaceae.
CUAUCACCUUCACCCCAACCUCACCACCUUUCCAACCGAUAAUACUGAUCACAAUUCACCUUAAAAAUAUCCAAUUUCUCCACGAAGAGAGGGAAGCUCAUGCUCUAUAUAUCUCUGUCUCUCACGAACCCUCUUGAUACCAUCGAUCGUAUCAUGGCUGCUCCGAGUUACCCUCCAAUGGCUAACCCCGUAGCCUUAAUAAACCCACAAUUCUGUGCUCCUUACCCUGUGGAUCUGAUCAUUGUGAGGAAGCUCUUGACUUUAUCGGAAGGAAAUUUCACCGUCACCGAUGUUAACGGAAACGUCAUGUUCAAAGUGAAAGGCAAACUCUUUAGUCUUCGUGACCGCCGUGUCUUGCUUGAUGCUGCUGAUAACCCCAUCAUCUCCUUCCAACAGAAGAUAUGGACUGCACAUAGGAGAUGGCAAGUUCUCAGGGGAGAUAGCUCAGACUCAAAAGAUCUGCUUUUCAGUGUUAAGAAAUCUUCACUGAUACAGUUUAAGACCAAGUUAGAUGUGUUCUUAGCCUCUAACACAAAAGAAGAUGUUUGUGACUUCAAAAUUGAAGGUAGCUGGUUCGAGAGAUCAUGUGCUAUAUAUGCUGGAGAUUCUUCUACUAUAAUUGCUCAGAUGCACAGGAAGCACACAGCUAGUAGUAUUCUGCUGGGCAAAGAUACAUUUUCUGUGACUGUAUAUCCACACAUUGAUUAUGCCUUCAUAGCUGCUCUGGUGGUGAUUCUGGAGGAAAUCAAUGAGGACAGAGAUGGAAGUGACUGAAAUCACCUUAAGUUUGUAUAAAUGGUUUCCCUUUCAAGUUAGUAAUAAAAUCAUGUACUGUUGGAGACCUACCUUAAGAAUAUUAUCUGUGUAGGGGGUACUUGAAUUCCGGAUGUAAUGUGGUUGCCUCUACAAUCUUAUGAUCCUGGAACUUGUAGAGGUCAGCAAAAGACUUUUUUUUUGGUUUUUUUUUUAUGUAUGUAUCCAUUUGCUUAUGCAUGAAUAAAAAUGUUUAAAUAACUUUCGGAUUG